Colossoma macropomum (tambaqui) is the source of this 2878-nucleotide messenger RNA. RefSeq names its product EYA transcriptional coactivator and phosphatase 4 (gene eya4). The record is from RefSeq and is a predicted model, not a curated record. The transcript has 20 exons. Lineage: Eukaryota; Metazoa; Chordata; Actinopteri; Characiformes; Serrasalmidae. Bases 316 to 2244 code for a protein of 642 amino acids. Gene Ontology annotation, cellular component: nucleus. Gene Ontology annotation, molecular function: protein tyrosine phosphatase activity. Gene Ontology annotation, biological process: cell differentiation; negative regulation of extrinsic apoptotic signaling pathway in absence of ligand; positive regulation of DNA repair.
GAUCCGGUCACCGUAAGUGCCCCGCGCCGCGCGCGCUGUCGUCCACGGGAGCUCGCGCACACGCUCUCUCUCUCUCUCUCUCUUUCUCUCUCUCUCACCUUCUCUCUCUCUCUCUCACCCUCUCUCUCUGUCUUGUGAGCUUCUGACAGCAAGUCACUCCUCGAGCGUCGUGCUCGUUUUCUCGCUCCAGCACGUGAACCGAGUGUUUUUAGUGUGUUUGGAUGAGGCCCCGCAGACGGCGCGCGGAUCUCUGAGCUCACACCGACCCCGCAGAAUAUCUGGAUUAAAGGUAAAGAGAGUGGAAGUGUUCGACUGAUGGAGAACACACAGGAGCUGAACGAGCCGGCGGUGAAGAAAGCUCUCUCUGAUACACACGCUCCGGACCCCUCAGACAACAGAUCUUUGGAGAUGCAGGAUUUAACAAGCCCUCAGCACACAGUCACCAGCAGCAACGACAGCAGCUCCAAACUGGACAAGAGCCUCCUCACCAACAACAUCUCCACCAAUGGAACAGGAGGAGAGAACAUGACAAUUCUAAACACGGCUGAUUGGCUGCUGGGUUGCAGCACUCCGCCCACUGCCUCAAGUACGAAGGACUAUGUAAAGACUGAGCCUCUGAACAGCAGUGAAGCCGUCAGCACAGCAGGAGACACAGGGCUGGACACUUACACAGGGUCAGUUAUAACCAGCAGCGGCUUCAGUCCUCGACCUGCACACCAGUAUUCUCCUCCUCUCUAUCCGUCAAAGCCUUACCCACACAUCUUGUCCACGCCUGUGGCUCCGCCCAUGUCUCCAUACAACGGCCAAUCCCAGUUCAGCAGUAUGCAGCAGUCCACGGUGUAUACGCCCUACUCUCAAACCACACAACCCUAUGGCCUCUCCACUUAUGCAGAUCUGGGAGUGAUGCUACCAGGGAUAAAGACAGAAGGGGGUCUGUCCCAGACACAGUCCACCCUCCAGUCAGGGCUCAGCUACAGUCCUGGUUUCACCACCCCUCAGCCUGGACAGACAGCCUACUCGCCCUAUCAGAUGCCAGCAUCAGGGUUUACAACCUCUCCUGGCCUCUACACCUCCAACAACUCAGUCUCCAAUCCAGCCAACUUCAGCACACAGCAGGAAUAUCCCUCAUACACAGCAUUUGGGCAGAAUCAGUAUGCUCAAUAUUACUCCGCUUCCUCCUACGGCUCCUAUAUGACAUCCAACAGCACAUUGGACAGCACAGGCUCCACCUCCAGCUAUCAGCUGCAAGACCCUGCCCCUGUCAUAACAGGACAAGCUCCUGAGCUGCACCCAGGUGAGUUUGAGGCAGGGCAGAGUCCUUCCACACCCAUCAAAGAACUGGAAGACAGGACGUGCCGAGGGGGUGGGGCUAAAACCAGGGGGCGAGGGAGGAAGAACAACCCCUCACCACCUCCUGACAGUGACCUGGAGAGAGUCUUUGUGUGGGAUCUGGAUGAGACCAUCAUUGUGUUCCACUCACUUCUGACAGGGUCUUACGCGCAGAAAUAUGGCAAGGAUGCUCCAAUGGCUGUUACACUGGGUUUGAGAAUGGAGGAGAUGAUCUUUAAUCUCGCAGACACACAUCUCUUCUUUAAUGACUUAGAGGAGUGUGAUCAAGUACACAUUGAUGAUGUGUCAUCAGAUGAUAAUGGACAGGACCUUAGUACUUACAGUUUUGCCACUGAUGGCUUCCAUGCAGCUGCGACUAGUGCCAGCCUCUGCCUGGCGACGGGCGUCAGGGGCGGAGUGGACUGGAUGAGGAAGCUGGCCUUCCGCUACAGAAGAGUGAAGGAGUUGUAUUGCACGUAUAAAAACAAUGUGGGGGGGCUGCUGGGGCCAGCUAAGAGAGAGGCAUGGCUUCAGCUCAGGGCGGAGGUUGAGGCUCUCACAGACUCAUGGCUCACUACUGCACUCAAGUCUCUGUCAAUCAUCAGCUCCAGGAGUAACUGCGUUAAUGUCUUGGUGACUACGACGCAGUUAAUACCAGCUCUUGCUAAAGUGCUGUUGUACAGUCUGGGCUCUGCCUUUCCUAUUGAGAAUAUCUACAGCGCAACCAAAAUUGGCAAAGAGAGUUGCUUUGAGCGCGUAAUGCAAAGGUUUGGCAGGAAGGUAGUGUAUGUUGUUAUUGGGGACGGUGUGGAAGAGGAGCAGGCCGCUGCCAAGCACAACAUGCCAUUCUGGCGAAUAUCGAGCCACUCAGACCUGCUCGCCCUUCACCAAGCACUGGAAUUCGAGUACCUGUAAUACUGUAUCAUAGGCCUCUUUUUGUACAACUAUUUAAGAACAACAGUACACUGUAAUCUCCUUUUAUGUUGUUUUGUGUCUUUUUAAUGAUUUCUCUGGCUUCUGAGAUAACUCUGCACUGUCUUAAAAAGACUCGGACUGUCUGGGAAAGGGGCAGCUGGGGUUUUACUAGUCAAAACAGGCUCGUCAAGAGCUCACAAACGUCUUACAUCAUACGCGCGCUGCAUUUCAGCGGGGUGUCCAUUUCUCUUAACACAAACAGUAAGGAAAAAACGCUUCAACCUAAGGUCACAUAGGCCCUCUGUAUUCAGAGGAUCUUCACCCUGCAGUGUCCUCUCCAGUUCUUCUCGCUUGUAAACCAAAAGAUCUGUACCAUCUCCCCCAAAAAAUACAGCCUAGCAUAGAUUGAUAAAUCAUGUAAAUUAUUUUACGGUAACUAGUUUUAAGAUUAAAUACGCUGUGUGUUUGCAAAUGCAUUUUUUUUUCAUUUGGUCUUUUUGUAAGUUUUUGGCUAAGAAGUAUGUGUAUAAUGAUUUGUUGUGCCUUAUGAACUGUGGUUUGUGUGUUUUUUUGUUUAUUUUGAAAAUGUAUGUAGAUGAAGGACAAGACAAAAUGAAAGACUUAAAUCCAUUAA